UUUAAAACCGAUACAAAACAGAAAACCAGCACCCAAACCCACUCUUUCGGUGGUUAAUGGCACACUGACUGCAAAGUUAAUACAAGGCCUGAUCAUACCUUCUUCUGUCUUAAAUUUCUGGUACCUCAGAAGUGGGGCUCAAAGAAUAACUCUUUACCCUGUGAACCUCCUUAUCUCAGCAGCGCCAGAAUGGUCUGCUGGGAAACCGGAAAAUGAUUUACUAUCUCAUCUGUUAUCACUAAUACGGGGUAGUCUAGGGAGCUGAAUUAGUCCCGGGACACUUAGAGGCAAGGUCUACAUCUCGGUUUCGGGUUGUGUGUCAGCAGCUUCUGGUUGCCGUUAGGUGAUUACGGUAACCUUCGGUAUGACUGUAGCCGACGACAGCUGCCCUUCUUGGAAGAGAGUGUGGGAAUGUCUUUAGCUGUAGUGGCUGGUGUGUCCUUCCCUGCGUGUCCGUGAUGGGACUGGCAAACCUGAAUAUUCCGUAUUCAAGGGCAGAACCAUCUUUACCUUUGUUGUGUGUAUGCUGGAGCCGUGUUAAUGCCUCUGUCCCUCUUGGACAGUACAGCCAGCAGCAUUAACUCAACACUUAAUUUUCUUGCUGUGAUUAGUGAAAGGUGAGACCAUAGCACUCUCAGCAAGUGGAGGCUGGUCUGAACGGUGACCUCUAGGACCAGUCAGCUCACGAAGUGAUGAGAGUGGUGCAGAACCAUCAUCGCCGCGUACUGUCAGUGCCUCUCACAGCUCCAGGUUUGAAGAGGAGAAGUAAUGGUGCGGAGGUGGUGUGGGCUGAGUGCUCUACAGGGACCCUGCUUCUUACUCUGCUUCUGUAAGGAAGUUGCCACGCUCCUGGCAUACAGACUCUUUGGUAGCCCAGCACUGGAGCCCAUUCAGGCAUGGUGGCAAAACCUCCCGUUUUUAGCCUUUGGGAGCAGAAUAGAGCUCCGCUUUCCCGUUUCCCUUUAAGAGCAAGAGUCUGUCUGAGGUUUAGAUGCCUUAGUUAUGCCUGUAGCUAAUAGCUCUGUUUCAUCGAGAGUCUAGUCGAUGAGGGAUCUACUUUAAAAAGAAACUUGAAAAAGGUUUUGGUUGUACCCUCUCUCUUUCCCCUCACCAGAAACAACCUGAGGUGAUGAGGUUUUCCCUGUUAACACCAAGGGGCUGCCUGAUGCAUCAGCAGCCGUCGGCUUCAGUGAGCCUCUGGGUUUUUACCUGGUUUGAGUAUGGCACGUCAUAGCCUCUGGAAACAGCUACAGGGCAAGGCAGAGGCUUUUUUCUGGGACAGGAGCAGGAAUGUAGAGAACUUACUGCUUUCUUCGUUCUUAGGGCAAAGGUUUUCCUGCUGCUUGAUCUGUUUUUUCCAGGAGGGAGGGGAGAGUAAGGGAUUGGAGAAAAUAACCCUCCUCCUCUUCUUGCAUGGUUUACUUCAUUAAAUCAUCAGCCAUCAAGCUGAUAGCAUACUUGCUACGGUCUCGCUCUGCGCUGGCGUGCUGAGGCAGCAGGGCACAGGAAAGAGAAUGGUUCUGGAGCGUGUUGGGAAUCCUGCUCUUGUCCUCGCGUAGGAAUAGCAGGGCUAUAUGGAGCACACAGCAGAAUGCCUGUGUAGCCUGGUCUGCCAGCACAGGCGGGGACUGGCCUGAGCUGGGACUCGGUGGAGGAGAUCGUCCUUGGCGCGGUCUUCCUGAGCUGAGAGGAUGAAAAUUGGCAAUUGGAAAGUCACCGUCACCGUCCUAAGCUUCAUCCUAACUUCUGGAGUCCCAGUUGAUGUAUUUGGGUGUACGAGCCUGCGAGAGUGUCCACUGUCCCCUUCCAUGAUUUAGACAGCGGCUUGGAGCAUGCAUCACUAGCGGGAUGGUCGGCCACCGAAGCUGCCAUGUCGUCCCUGACGACCUCCAGUGAGGGAGAGAACUCUGCUCCCAGAUUUGUUGUUGGUUCCAGGGAUGAUGAGACAGACUUUCUGGGAUCAAACAUGAAGACAGACGAAACCGAUUUCUUUGAAGAUGAUGAAGAGGAGGAGUCGCCACCUGAACGGCAGAUUGUGGUUGGAAUCUGUGCCAUGACCAAGAAAUCCAAGUCAAAGCCCAUGACACAGAUUCUGGAGCGUCUGUGCAAGUUUGAGUAUAUCACAGUGGUGAUUAUGGGGGAAGACGUUAUUCUGAAUGAACCGGUGGAGAACUGGCCCUCUUGUGACUGCCUGAUAUCAUUCCACUCCAAAGGAUUCCCCCUGGAUAAAGCAGUUGCUUAUGCCAAGCUGUGCAAGCCAUUUCUGAUUAACGACCUUGAUAUGCAGUAUUAUAUCCAGGACAGGCGCGAAGUGUAUCGGAUCCUUCAAGAAGAGGGAAUAGACUUGCCCCGCUAUGCGGUGCUCAAUCGAGACCCUGACAGACCAGAAGAGUGCAACUUGGUAGAAGGAGAGGACCACGUGGAGGUAAACGGAGCUGUUUUCCCAAAGCCAUUUGUAGAGAAGCCGGUCAGUGCUGAAGACCAUAAUGUGUAUAUUUACUACCCGACGUCAGCAGGUGGGGGCAGCCAGCGGCUCUUCCGGAAGAUCGGCAGCCGGAGUAGCGUGUACUCCCCGGAGAGCAGUGUGAGGAAGACGGGCUCGUACAUUUAUGAGGAGUUCAUGCCUACAGAUGGCACUGACGUAAAGGUGUACACUGUUGGGCCGGACUAUGCCCAUGCAGAGGCUCGCAAAUCCCCUGCUUUGGAUGGGAAGGUUGAACGGGACAGCGAAGGGAAAGAAAUCCGUUACCCAGUCAUGCUGACUGCCAUGGAGAAGCUGGUUGCCCGGAAAGUCUGUGUAGCCUUUAAGCAAACAGUGUGCGGGUUUGACCUCCUGCGGGCAAACGGACACUCUUUCGUGUGCGAUGUGAAUGGCUUCAGUUUUGUGAAGAACUCUAUGAAGUAUUAUGAUGACUGUGCCAAAAUCCUCGGAAAUAUAAUCAUGCGGGAAUUGGCUCCCCAGUUUCACAUUCCCUGGUCCAUCCCAACAGAGGCAGAAGACAUUCCCAUUGUCCCCACAACUUCAGGCACCAUGAUGGAGCUUCGUUGUGUUAUUGCAGUCAUCCGGCAUGGAGACCGCACCCCAAAGCAGAAGAUGAAGAUGGAAGUUAAACAUCCCCGGUUCUUUGAACUAUUUGAGAAAUAUGAUGGCUACAAGACAGGGAAGUUGAAGCUGAAGAAACCAGAACAGCUACAGGAGGUGCUGGACAUUGCGCGGCAGCUUGUGGUGGACCUGGGAACCCACAGCGAUUGCGAGAUUGAGGAGAGGAAAUCCAAACUGGAACAGCUGAAGAGCGUCUUGGAGAUGUAUGGACAUUUUUCUGGCAUUAACCGUAAGGUUCAGUUGACCUACCUGCCUCAUGGACAUCCAAAAGCUGCAAGUGAAGAUGAAGAAGCUCGCCGAGAAUCUUCCCCAUCCCUUCUCCUGGUGCUUAAAUGGGGUGGAGAGCUGACACCAGCAGGCAGAGUCCAGGCAGAAGAGCUGGGGCGAGCCUUUCGCUGUAUGUACCCUGGGGGCCAAGGUGAUUACGCUGGUUUCCCUGGAUGCGGCUUGCUCAGACUGCACAGCACCUACCGUCAUGAUCUCAAGAUCUACGCCUCGGACGAGGGACGUGUUCAGAUGACAGCAGCAGCUUUUGCAAAGGGUCUGCUGGCCCUGGAAGGAGAGCUGACCCCCAUCCUGGUGCAAAUGGUGAAAAGUGCCAACAUGAACGGUCUCCUGGACAGUGACAGUGAUUCCCUUAGCAGCUGUCAACACAGGGUGAAGGCACGACUGCAUGAAAUCAUGCAGAAGGAUGCCGAGUUCUGUGAAGAGGAUUACGAAAAGCUAGCACCUACAGGCAGUGCUUCUCUGCUCAACUCCAUGACAUUUAUCCAGAACCCGGUAGAGGUCUGUAACCAGGUGUUCACCCUGAUUGAGAACCUCACGUCCCAGAUACGAAAACGUCUGGAAGACCCAAAAUCUGCAGACCUGCAGCUGUACCACAGUGAGACUUUAGAACUGAUGCUGCAACGCUGGAGUAAGCUGGAGCGAGAUUUCCGCAUGAAGAAUGGGCGUUACGACAUCAGCAAGAUCCCUGAUAUCUAUGACUGCAUCAAGUAUGACGUACAGCACAACUGUACACUGAAGCUGGAAGGCACAGCUGAACUCUUCAAACUCUCCAAAGCCCUGGCAGAUGUGAUCAUACCCCAGGAAUAUGGGAUUAAUAAGGAGGAAAAACUGGAGAUUGCUAUUGGCUUUUGUCUUCCUCUCAUUAAAAAGAUCCAGUUGGACCUACAGAGAACCCAUGAAGAUGAGUCUGUCAACAAACUACAUCCCUUGUACUCAAGAGGAGUUCUGUCACCAGGUCGCCACGUUCGGACGCGGCUCUACUUCACCAGUGAGAGCCACGUGCACUCUCUGCUCAGUAUCUUCCGCUAUGGGGGGCUCCUGGAUGAAAACAAAGACCAGCAGUGGAAGAGAGCCAUGGACUAUUUGAGUGCUAUCUCAGAGCUGAACUACAUGACCCAGAUUGUUAUCAUGCUCUACGAGGACAACAACAAGGACCCGUCUUCAGAAGAGCGUUUCCACGUGGAGCUGCAUUUCAGCCCUGGCGUGAAAGGCUGUGAGGAGGACAGAAACGUGCCCACGGGGUUCGGCUUUCGCCCUGCCUCGUCAGAGAAUGAGGACAAGAAAGCCGAUCAAGGCAGCAUGGAGGACCUCUCCAAAGAGAAGAGCAUUGAUGAGCCAGACCACGCACAGCAAAGGUCUCCGCAGCCUUCUGAGCCCGUCAGCCUUCAGCGCAGAUCUCCGCUGAUCAGGAACAGGAAGACAGGGUCCAUGGAGGUGCUAUCUGAAUCUUCUUCCAAAUCAGGAGGUUAUCGCCUCUUCAGCACUUAUUCCAGGCAGUCUUCUGAGAUGAAGCAAAGUGGCUUAGGGUCACAAUGCACCGGCCUGUUUAGCACCACUGUGCUGGGAGGCUCCUCCAGUGCCCCCAACCUCCAGGACUACGCACGCAGCCAUGGCAAAAAGUUUGCCAGCAGCCUGACAUACAAAGACGAGCUCUUGUCUAUGCCAGCCGUAAAACGAUUUUCUGUGUCGUUUGCAAAGCAUCCGACUAAUGAUGCGUUUGAGCACCACCACGUUGCCCAGUUGCUGCGCCGUUUUUCCUCUGACUAUGCCACGAGCCGGAACGUCUCCCUGGAUGCCGCUCUAGCCCAUCACCUCCAGCAGUGCUCCUACCACCUGCGCCUCUUCAGGAGCUGGCUGAUCUCAGGGCAGGAUGACUUGGAGUGUCUUUACGGUUUUGAAGGCUGUUCCAUGGUUCCCACCAUUUAUCCCCUGGAGACCCUGCACAACUCCCUCUCUUUGCGACAGGUCAACGAGUUCCUGACGGCUGUGUGCAGGAGUUGCAGCGAAUCGCAUGUCCAGUCUACCGCAGCUCUGUUUGAUUCAAUGAUUGGCAGCCAGAUACCAGGAGACCCCUUUAUGUCCCAGCGAAUCCUGUCAUCAUCCUCUUUGCCGUUGCGCCAGCGUUCGGAUAAGCCCCCUUGGUACAGCAGUGGCCCCUCCAGUACGGUCUCCAGUGCAGGCCCGUCCUCCCCAACCUCUGUGGACAACUGCGCUCGUUUCAGCUUCACUGAGAAACUUUCCAUCAGUCCCCCAAAAAGUGAGGAGCAGCUGACUAGCCAGUCCCCUGAGCAAGGAGAGAGACAGCCUCCAGGCAGAGGGACUGACGUGGAGGUGGGGAUGUCUGGGUUGUCAGUGGCGGAGCCAAGUGCCCCAGAGACCCUGAUCUGGAAUAAGUGCCCAGAGCCAGGCAGGGUCCUGGAGCUGUGCAAGGAAGAGCUGGCGGAGGACCGUUACCCAGAGGAGAAGAGCAUGGUGGAGCUGGAUGAAGAAGAAUCAGCUGGGGAAAUGUUAGAGCCAAGUAACACAGGGAACCCAAAGUGUGGUACAGGGUCUGAUAUAAGGCUGGCAGGGGAAAGAGUGAAGCCAGGCAACGGGUACACAGGGGGAAUGACUGUCCUGGAUCAGUCAGGGCUGUCCAAGGAGACCUUGGUGCCCUGUGAAGAGGAGCUGCUGGGAGAGGUGUUGGAUCCAGAGCAUAUUCAGGGCAAGGAGCUGCUGGGGGACAGUGGUCUGUCAAGCCAGCGUCUGUUUGGUCACCCGUGCCAGGUGCAGCCACUGCCUCCUGAGAAAAGCGUGGAGGAGCUGCAGCCGCUGUGUCAGGAGGAUCAGCAGAAUUAGCAGCUCACUGGACAGCACACUGCUAGCGCUUCUAGCCUGGAGACUUCAUGCACAGCACCUCAUGCAGCUGGCUGUCCACAGCACAGAACAAGCCAUGUCCCAAGGCCACAGGACUCUGAGGUGUGGAAGAUUCUGCUCUGCUCCUCCACAAGCCAGCCCUUUGCCAUUUGGCAAGAGACAAUGCCCCAUCUGCCUUGUUAAAUGAACAACAAAUGCAGUCUUGGUACCGGCAUGGCACCUCCACGGAGCAGGGACAUGGGGCUGCAUUGGUGUCCCAAGGGCUGUGUGCUCGCCGGGACAGCAGAGUUAGAGGAUUGGUACAGCCAAGGCUUUUGGGGUGGUAAGUCCAAAGGGGACAGAUGCUGCCUUGAGAUUAUUUGGCUCAUAGCCUUUAGGGAAAGGCACUCUGGGCCCAAAGUAAGCAGAUCCACCACAACCACCAACCUCCUCUCUGUUCCUACCUUCUUCCUCUCUCUCAGUUCCCAGCACUGGCCACCAAAAACAGGUCCUGCGGGUCCAUGGCAGGAAGACUAGGAGAAGCAGAAAGCGUUCUGGAUGAGUGGGGGAAGGAGAGUAAUGAGGGGAUCAGGUUCAAGGCCGACACUUGCAAGAAAAAUGUCUCUUUGGUGUGGACUUGAAUGCUUUCUUCCUGGUCUGAGGCAGGCAGGAGCCUGGGGAUCCUGCCUGAGAGAGGUGGGCAGGGAGGAUACACACGGGUUUGUUUUUUUUCUCGUCCCCAAGGGUCAGGCAGGGUACAGCUCUGAAGUCUUGGUGACAGAAAUUAAAAGAAAUUGCUAUUUGAACAAAUCAGGAUUAUUAGAAACCAAUAAGGAGAAAUCUUUAUUAUAUAUAAAAUGAAAAGUAUUUAAUACAUAUUUAUGUAAAUGACUUGUGAGCACAAGCCUGAGGGCAAGAUUGACACGAAUGUCCCUGCUGCAUCCUGAGUGCGGGCCAGGGCUGUGCCUCCUGCGCCUCCUGUAUUUAUGGACAAGUCUGCGUGUUUGUCUGUAGCUAGGUUCCGUGUUUUUGUGAAGCUGUGCCCAAAGAUCUCCGCGCUGUGUUGUGACGAUGUGUGUUCACAGUAAAUCUAUGCUGUGGGU
This is a messenger RNA of Chroicocephalus ridibundus (black-headed gull), 7329 nucleotides long. RefSeq names its product diphosphoinositol pentakisphosphate kinase 1 (gene PPIP5K1). Gene Ontology annotation, cellular component: cytosol. Gene Ontology annotation, molecular function: diphosphoinositol pentakisphosphate kinase activity; inositol hexakisphosphate kinase activity; 5-diphosphoinositol pentakisphosphate 1-kinase activity. Bases 1871 to 6229 code for a protein of 1452 amino acids. The record is from RefSeq and is a predicted model, not a curated record. Lineage: Eukaryota; Metazoa; Chordata; Aves; Charadriiformes; Laridae. Gene Ontology annotation, biological process: inositol metabolic process; inositol phosphate biosynthetic process. The transcript has 32 exons.